This is a messenger RNA of Rhincodon typus (whale shark), 1629 nucleotides long. Its product is annotated as triple functional domain protein-like. Gene Ontology annotation, molecular function: guanyl-nucleotide exchange factor activity; protein binding. The coding region runs from base 1 to 1629 and encodes 542 amino acids. The transcript is spliced from 11 exons. Gene Ontology annotation, cellular component: cytoplasm. The record is from RefSeq and is a predicted model, not a curated record. NCBI's taxonomy places the organism in Eukaryota, Metazoa, Chordata, Chondrichthyes, Orectolobiformes, Rhincodontidae. Gene Ontology annotation, biological process: axon guidance.
AUGAGUUUUAAGAUACUCACGGAUAGGGAUAAUAACAGCAGAGCUCAGGUGAAGGUGUUAAAUUGGGGGAAGGUGAACUACAACAAUAAUGGGCAUGAACUAGAGAACUUUGAUUGGAGGCGGCUGCUUGAGGUUCUCAAGGAAACUCCUUUGAGAGUAAAGGAGCUCCCACGGUUGCAGGCUAAGUGUAACAACAGAGGCACAUAUGGUUUUCGCAAAAAUGAUGAGAUGAAGGCGACAGAAGUUUUGCCAAUUCUGAAGGAGAAGGUUGCAUUCCUUUCGGGUGGGCGAGAUAAGCGUGGAGGUCCUGUCUUGACAUUUCCAGCACGUAGCAACCAUGACAGAAUAAGACAAGAAGAUCUUAGGCGACUUAUCUCCUAUUUAGCUAAUAUUCCAAGUGAGGAAGUGUGUAAGCGAGGGUUCACUGUGAUAGUUGACAUGCGUGGAUCCAAGUGGGACUCCAUUAAACCGCUGCUGAAGAUUCUACAGGAAUCGUUUCCUGGCUGUAUUCAUGUUGCACUGAUCAUCAAGCCAGACAAUUUCUGGCAGAAGCAAAGGACUAACUUUGGCAGUUCUAAAUUCGAAUUUGAGACUAAUAUGGUGUCCAUAGAAGGCCUUACCAAAGUUGUUGACCCAUCCCAGCUCACUCCUGAGUUUGAUGGCUGUCUCGAGUACAACCAUGAGGAGUGGAUUGAGAUCCAUGUGGCCUUUGAAGACUUCAUAAGCAAUGCAUCACACAUGUUGUCCAGAUUGGAAGAACUGCAGGAGAUGCUAGCUAAAAAAGACUUCCCUCAGGACUUGGAUGGAGCUAGAAAAAUGAUUGAUGAGCAUACACUACUGAAGAAGAAAGUCAUCAAAGCUCCAAUUGAAGAGCUGGACCUAGAAGGGCAAAAAUUGCUGCAGCGAAUUCAAAGUAGUGAAAGUUUUCCCCAUAAGAACUCUGUAUCAGGGAAUGCAGACUUUCAGGGCCUUGUACCAAAAGUGUCCAGUAUGCUGGACAGACUGCACUCAACCAGGCAGCAUCUGCAUCAGAUGUGGCAUAUACGCAAGGUGAAACUGGAUCAGUGCUUCCAGCUUAGGCUCUUUGAACAAGAUGCAGAAAAGAUGUUUGACUGGAUCUCUCACAACAAAGGACUGUUUUUGAAUAGCUAUACAGAAAUUGGAGCUACUCAUCAGCAUGCAAUGGAACUUCAAACACAGCACAAUCACUUUGCAAUGAACUGCAUGAAUGUAUAUGUAAACAUCAACCGCAUAAUGUCAGUGGCCAAUCGUUUACUGGAAUCUAACCAUUAUGCCUCUCAGCAAAUCAAGCAGAUUGCCAGUCAGCUGGACCUGGAGUGGAAAGCAUUUGCAGCAGCAUUGGAUGAACGUAGCACCUUGCUUGAUAUGUCUGCUGUCUUUCAUCAGAAGGCGGAACAAUACAUGAGCAAUGUGGAUUCAUGGUGUAAGGCUUGUGGAGAGGUCGAGCUUCCUUCAGAACUACAGGAUCUGGAAGAUUCCAUUCACCAUCACCAAGGUUUAUAUGAACAAAUAACAUUGGCAUACUCUGAGACAACUAUCAUAGCUCGUUUCAUCAAUCGAGAUUUGAAUGGCGUAAUUUUGAUGUUUAAGCAUGGAUUGGACGCUUAA